UUCAAUCAAUAGUAACAACAAAUCGUCUCGUUAAAAACAGAACCGUUAUCAAAAAUACAGUGAAAAUAUGUUGUUAAGUAGUUUAAAAUGGUUUCCAGUGAAAAAGAGAAUUUUGUUUGGUGCGAAAAAUAUUUCAGCGCCAUUCUUUCCGGUACACGAAUAUUGCAUUGCAUCGAAACAACAACACGAUUACCACACAGUCCAGCAUACUACAGACACAAAACAAAGCCAUUCUAGAAACGAUAUGUCUGGGAGAUAUACUGAUGGGAUUCCACCAAGGAAAAUUCCUCGUUUUAUUAUGGGUGCCAAUCAAAUGCCAGAGUCACCUCUAUACAUGGAUCUAUCGCCACAGGUGCUUCCACCACCCCGAAGAAUGGAUUGCGGUGAGCUGAGGAUGGAACACGAUGGAAUUAUUGUUGAAAUGAAUGGCCGAGUAAAUCGUACACGACUUGGUCGAUUUGUUGAACUAAAAGAUCAAUUCGGUGUCAUUCAACUAGUUGCCCCAAUAGAGAAUCAAAAUGUCAGCAAACGUUUUGCCAAUAUGCCGGUGAAUGCCUACAUCACAAUAAUUGGCCGAGUCAAGCGAAGACCGAAUACCCUAAAGAAUUUUUCAAUGGCAACAGGUGAAGUAGAGGUACAUGUGGAUAAUAUAAUUCGAGUGCAAAAGACUUAUCGACAUGAACCACAAUUGAAUGGAUUUGUUUCUAAAAGGCACUAUUCAACCUCAGUCGCUACGCAUGAGAGUAUAUCGUCAGAAAAGCUAACUGCGAUAACAAGUACCGAAUGUAAACAUGUGAAUAAUGCCGAAAAUUUGGUUCAAUGGUUCAUAAAUCGAAAGCAUACAUGCGGAAGUUUACGUAUAUCCGAUGCUGGGAAAAAAGUCUCGCUCGUUGGUUGGACAGAUAAAAAGAAUUCAAAAUUCAUGCACUUAACCGAUGGUUACGGUAGUAUGCAAAUACUCAUUGAAAACGAUGAAUUAAGAGCCAUUGCAAAUGGAGUGAAUGUCAGUGAUUUGUUGUUGAUUGAAGGAAGAGUAUUGGCUCGACCACAAACGCACAUCACUCACAAUAGUCCAACCGGUGAAAUUGAACUGUAUGCAGAGAAAAUGGAGAUUUUAAAUUCAAAUACACCAUAUUUCGAUUUGGAUGACAAGAAGACUGAAGCCAUUCCUGUGAAUCUAACGAAUGUCAAUGAAUACACGUAUAGAAGUCACAAUUGCGGUGAAUUAAGAGAAUCGGACGUUGGAAAGGAGGUCACACUAUGCGGUUGGCUCGAAUUUUCACGUAUGAAUAAAUUUUUUACAUUACGCGAUGGAUAUGGUCAUACACAGAUUAUAAUACCAAAUAAAUUGAUGGACAUCCAAUCAGUGAAUUUUGAAACAAUUUUAAAAGUGAAGGGAAAAGUUAUACCUCGACCACCGAAAAUGAGAAAUCCAGAUAUGAAAACUGGCGAUAUAGAAGUCGAAUUGAUUUCAUGUGAUGUAUUAAACAAGUCUAUACCAAAUUUGCCAUUUGUAGUACGUUCGCUGCAUCGACCAAAUGAAGUGAAUCGAAUGAAAUAUCGAUACAUUGAUUUAAGGUUUGAAGAUAUGCAACGAAAUCUUCGACUUCGUUCGAAUGUUGUAAUGAAAAUGAGAGAAUAUUUAAUUAAUGCAGCUGGUUUUGUUGAAGUUGAAACACCAACACUAUUUCGUCGAACACCAGGCGGUGCCCAAGAGUUCGUUGUUCCCUCUCAAAGUCCGGGAGAGUUCUAUUCAUUGGUGCAAAGUCCACAGCAAUUCAAACAAAUGCUCAUGGCUGGUGCCAUCGAUCGAUAUUUUCAAAUUGCCCGAUGCUAUCGAGAUGAAAGCACAUCUGUAAAUCGGCAACCGGAAUUCACUCAAUUGGAUAUUGAGCUGUCAUUUACACAACCAGAAUCAGUAAUCAAACUAAUCGAGAAUGUCUUAUCAAAUUCUUGGCCAAAAAAUCUACCGAAAAUACCAACAACAUUUGAACAAAUGACAUAUGAACAUGCAAUGGAAACAUAUGGAUCUGACAAACCUGAUACACGGUCAACAGAGUUUUUGUUAAAGAAUGUCACGCAUUUGGUGAAACCAAAAGAAAACAGCAGUAAGUUGAAUAGUGCCUAUGCGAUUGUAUUACCAAAAGAAGUUGCUGAACCAUUUAAAAAUGCUUAUGAAUCGAUCUUGACGCAACGUAGGGUGCAGGUUAAAAACAUUGAGUUUAUUCAACUGAAAAAUGAUGAGCACCUCGAAGAGACGAUUAAGAAAGUGAAUAUUUCAGUUUCACCAGCUAUUACAGAGGAGUUGAAAGUAAAUCCUGACGAUGUGAUAGUCGUGGCCUUUGGAAAUAAAUUGAAUGUGCAAGAAGCAUUGGGAAAAAUUCGAUUGGAAUUGAUCGAGAAAAUUGUUGAAGCCAAGGGCCAAUUGAGAGAUGAUGAUGUUUUUAAAUUUCUAUGGGUAGUUGAUUUUCCUUUGUUUCUGCGGAACGAUGAAUCCGGCCAACUUGAAACGGCACAUCAUCCAUUUACCGCACCGCACGCAGACGAUUUACAUUUGUUGGAGUCUCGGGAAACAAUGGAACAGUGCCGAUCGUUGGCGUAUGAUUUAGUUCUGAAUGGCCAAGAGAUUGGAGGUGGUUCGAUUCGCAUACACAACGCCGAUUUACAACGAAAGAUUUUGAAUGAUAUCUUGAAAUUGAAUUCGGAUCAUUUAAUGCAUCUGAUUGAAGCAUUAGAAUCGGGGUGUCCUCCUCAUGGUGGAAUAGCCCUAGGAAUUGAUCGUCUGAUAUCGAUCAUGUGUAAAACUAAUUCAAUUCGUGAUGUCAUUGCAUUCCCAAAGAGUUCCGGAGGAAAAGAUUUAUUGUCACAUGCGCCGUGCAAAAUAUCAGACGAAGAAUUACAACUAUAUCAUUUGAAUAUAAGAAAAUAAUGUGUUAUAAAACACUCAAUUUAGUCGUAGAUCAUUUUGAAUGAGAAAAUAGCAAUAAUUUUAAUAAGAUUAUAAUGACGCAAGAUUUUAUUGAAUAAAAAUUAAAAAUCACGAAGUAUA
Messenger RNA from Contarinia nasturtii (swede midge), 3049 nucleotides. It is a transcript of the gene AspRS-m, whose product is annotated as aspartate--tRNA ligase, mitochondrial. The transcript has 12 exons. NCBI's taxonomy places the organism in Eukaryota, Metazoa, Arthropoda, Insecta, Diptera, Cecidomyiidae. Gene Ontology annotation, biological process: aspartyl-tRNA aminoacylation. Gene Ontology annotation, cellular component: cytoplasm. Bases 68 to 2929 code for a protein of 953 amino acids. Gene Ontology annotation, molecular function: aspartate-tRNA ligase activity; nucleic acid binding; ATP binding. The record is from RefSeq and is a predicted model, not a curated record.